Molecule: messenger RNA, 1558 nt
Organism: Thrips palmi
Lineage: Eukaryota; Metazoa; Arthropoda; Insecta; Thysanoptera; Thripidae
Exons: 7
Coding region: 35-1381 (448 amino acids)
Source: RefSeq, a predicted model, not a curated record
GCCGGCCGCCCCCGCGGCCCCCGCGGCCCCGGACAUGGCCAUGCACCCCCCGGACCCCGACCCGGAGGUGGACAGCGCCCUGGACGGCGCCCUGGGCAACGGCCUCAGCCACGGCCUGCACCGGUGGAGGGUGUACACCCGCAGAGGAGAUGAGGCCCCGUCGGGCGAGAGCCGCGGCCACUACGUGCGCGCCCCCAUCUUCCAGCAGUCCGUCACGCUGACCGCCAAGAUGUGGCCCGAGGAGGGCGACGGGGCGGGCGGCAGCGCGGGCGGCUGGUCGGCCUGGCGGGUGUCCGGGGAGCACCUGCCCCUCGUGGUGGGCGGGGUGGCCGGGGGCGCCCUCAUCGUCAUGCUGGUCGUGGCCGCCGUCGUCUGGAGGCUGUGCGUCCUGCGCCGCGACAAGCAGUACCGUGUCCGUAUGGGAGAGUGUGCCCCGGAGCCGCGGCCCGUUCAGCCAGUAAUGCCGAGCGAGUCUGCGGUGUUCGCGUCGCCCGUGUCCGGCCGCUGGGCCUACCAGAGCCGCUUGCUGGGCUCCCCUCACGGGGGCAGCGGGGGCAGCGGGGGCGACUGCUCCCCCCGGGGCACGUCCACGCCCCCCGCGGGGCUGCGCUCCCCCGUGCCGGGAACGCCCCCGCCGCAGGCCUGGGUCUACGGGGACACCAUCGUCGCGGACCCCCUGCAGCGCGACGCCUUGCAGGCCAUGCACAGAGCGGCGUCGGCGUCGGCCUCGGCCUCGGCCUCGCCCAGCCCGGCGGUGCACCGCUCCAUCAGUCUGCAGCUCGCUCAGCAGAGCCCCGUGUCUCAGGGCGGGCGGCGCGGCUACCCACACGGCGCGGUGCACGGCGGGGCCCACGGCGCGGGUUACGGCCCGAGCCGGCACCCGGGGCGCCCCCUCAGUGUGGUGAGCUCCAUGGGCAGCUACUCGGCGGGCUGCAGCCCGGCCACGCCCCGCCACUCCGCCGUGCUGCCGCCGCCGCCACCGGAGUUCCUCCUGCCGGACAUUUGCGAGUUCAACCCCGGCGCCGGUGCCGCCUCUGUGGGCCCCGGCGCCGCCGCGUCGGCCCAGUACGCCUCCAGCAGCGUCCUGGAUGACGCUGGCUCGCUGGACGGCGACAGCCUCUCAGAAGCACUUCGCACUCGGUCGCUGCCUUCCAGUGUGAGGAACAAGCAGAGGCCCAUCGCGUCUGAGGAGGACCUGGACCAGUUGUACGCCAAGGUCAACUUCAGCAAAAAGCGGAAGAACCGAAUGCGGCACGACGAGGCCGCCAUCAUCGCCAUCAGCAAGUCCAGGAGCCAGUUCCUGGACAAGGUGGCCACCGACACGGAGACCCUCGUGGACAACGAGGCCGUCAUCGUGUACAACGAGCGCACCGCGCUGUAGGGCCCCAGGCCGCCCCGCCGCCCCAGGCGUGGUGCAGCCCCUUGUCUUUUGCGUCAGAUGUGGACAAUCAAGUGAUUCAUCGGAUGCUAAGUAAACGCGAAUAAUUUCCACACGGUUGAGUUGUGUGGUUGACUGAUGUAUGUAUUGAUUUAAUAAUAAAAUGUCGUGAUAUUUAUA